Molecule: messenger RNA, 1324 nt
Organism: Aphanomyces invadans
Lineage: Eukaryota; Oomycota; Saprolegniomycetes; Saprolegniales; Verrucalvaceae
Exons: 1
Coding region: 33-1301 (422 amino acids)
Source: RefSeq, a predicted model, not a curated record
CUAGAAACGGCGUCAAGUGAAAGCUGCCUGCAAUGCCUCAUCGCGCCAUCCCCAACGCGGCGGGGGAAAGCGGCUUGAUGGUGUUUCUCCAGCGAAAAAGUAAUUUUCAAGCACUCUUGGCAGUAUGCGUGGUUGGUGUCGUCAUUGUCUACUUUGAAAUGAUCAAGCUCUCGUCUGUGAUGCCGCAAAUGAGCGAUACGAGCAUUUUGGAGAACCUCCGCCGGAAUCAAGCAACGGCCAAACCUGUCUUCGGUGAAGGUGCAUCGCCUUCGAUUGGCGUCGUACUCACACACUACCGCGACAAUGAAGAGUGCAUGCAAACGUUGCAAUCCCUCUACGACACUGCCCAAUACUCGGUCUCGAUCCACAUCUACCUGUUCGAAGAAGUUGAGCUUGGAUCGAACGAUGACACGACGUGCUUUCAACUGCUUUGCCAAACGUCUCCCUCUAUUUGCGAAUACCACGCCACUCGUAUCCAUCACAAGCGACGCCACGCUGCCGACCACAUUGGUCCUGGUCCAGCCCGCGCCAUCGCCGAGUCCAUGGUCGUACAGUCUCGCCACAAAUACUUCCUCUCAAUCACGACGCGACUUGAAUUCACGCCGCGCUGGGAUGUCGCAGUGCUGGCGCAAUGGACGUCCAUCGGGAAUCCCAAGGCCCUUCUCAGCUUUGCUCCUCCGGCCGUUCGGUCCAAGGAGUGGCCAACCGACUCUUCGCAGCAAGCCAUUCUCUGCACUGGUCGCAUCACGUCUAUUCAAUCAAACAUUGCAGUGGUGGCAUUCAACCUCCCCGUGCUGAUCGCCGACCCGCGGACAUCCACUCCACGAUUGGUGUCGCAGUACUCGGAAGACUUUCUGUUCGGCCCGAUCAAGGCGCUGAUCGAGGCGCCGUCUGACCCCAAUGUCGAAUUUGUUUGGGAAGGCCUCGCGUACUACCGAGCCGUGCGGUGGUGGACUCGCGGGUACGACUUUUACUCGCCCACGACCGACGUUGUGUUUGAAAAAUAUACACGUCGGGUGCAGCACCCCCUGCACCCAUCGUUGAUUCAUACGAUUGCGAGCGACGACACGGCCAUGGCGCGGCUCGUGGCCAGACAAAAAGAAAGCUACAUUCGCAUCCGUCGAGUUCUUCGCUUCAACUCGGGCGAACCUCCCAGCAGUAAAGACGAAAUGUACUCGAUCGGGUCCACGCGAUCUCUCGAGCAAUGGGUCGCUUUCAGCGGCCUCAAUCAUAACGCCAAGAAAGACGAGUCCACUGACAGGCAAUUUCAGAACUGCCGCAAGUUAGUGCGUGUGGCGUAACAAGUCAUUACGUCCUUGUGUGA